AUGACAUCAACCCCCCGCCCCCCAUCACGAUCCAGCCUCAUCAAAAAAGCAUCCCGCUACCGCACCCUCUCAAGCCUCCUAUCCAUACUCGACAGAUAUCUCUCCUGGCCCCUCCCCUCAAAGCCAGAGCUCGAAAUCGCCAUCCCCUCCCAAUCCAGCAAAUGCCCCGGCUCAAUAGACCUCCACAUCUUCACCGCACCCUCAAAAGGUCUCUCCUCGCGAGUCCAAUCAACCAAACCCCGACCCGUGCUAAUAAACUUCCACGGGGGCGGCUUCAGCAUCGGCCACGCCCUAGACGACUCCCGCUGGGCCAGCGCAGUCCUAAAAACAUACCCAGACGCAGUGGUCAUAAGCGUCAACUACCGUCUAGCACCCGAGCACCCAUUCCCCGUAGCUCUAGACGAUGGCACAGACACCAUCCUCUGGCUAUGGGAACACGCAGACAGAUACAAUCUGGACAAAACACGCUUCUGUCUAAGUGGUUUCAGCGCAGGAGGGAAUCUCGCUCUUACUGUCCCUUUCAGACUCUACGACGAGCAGCGUAAACGCUCGAAAAUAUCUCUCGCUGGCCAAAUCGCUUUCUACCCCAGUGUGGAUUGGACACAUACGCGCGCAGAGAGGAAUGCUUCGAAUCCAAUCGCUGUGGAAAAAUCUAUGAUCUCUGAUUCUGUGUAUUGGUUUUUCGAUCAUUCGUAUCUGUUUCCUGGCUCGUUGCCCAAAGUCCCGGGUGGGAAUCGGGUUAAUAUGGCUCAUCCGUACCUUUCGCCUGGGAGGGCCGCGGAGGAGGCUUUGUUGGCGGCUUAUGCUCCUGCUGUUGCUAUUUAUACUUGUGCGUGGGAUCAGUUGCUUGUUGAAGGUGAGGCGUUUCGGGAUAGGCUUGGUCGACUUGUUCGGGAGGGGAAGAUGGGGAGUGUUGGUGGGUUUGUGGUUGAGGGUGUUAUUCAUGGGUUUGAUAAGAAGCCUUCUUUUUGGAGGAAGGCCCCUGAGCGGGAGAGGAUGUACUCGGAUGCUUUGAGGGAGUUGGGGAUUAUGUGGAAGAUUGGCUGA
Penicillium salamii is the source of this 1047-nucleotide messenger RNA. The record is from the annotation of a GenBank genome assembly. NCBI's taxonomy places the organism in Eukaryota, Fungi, Ascomycota, Eurotiomycetes, Eurotiales, Aspergillaceae.